AUGUACACGACCCGUACAGCCCUGGAGAGAGACGGAAAUACGAGAUCUUUAUAUGUUGGAGAGAGAUGGAAGAGAUGCUGGGACUCCGCCCUCAAUAGCCUGUUCGUGUAUUGGUUUCCAUUCCACAACCAUCAGUCCUCAUUCGAUAGUCAUUACAAGAACAGCUUAAUUAGUCCAACAGUGUCAGUGAUGGACUACGAACAGACAUACAGUAUAAAGAACAACUAUGAGUGCAAGAACUACGAUUACGAGAAACGGCAAGAAGAAUACUACGAUAAGAACUACAGACUGAAGUUUGAUGAGCACCAGAAUAGUCUUAACACGCCGUUUCUUGUUAAAGAUAUAUUGAAUAUAAACCAGACGCCGUAUUACGAGAGGAAUGAUGUGUGGAAGAUUGAAAGGAGGAAUGAUUGUGAACCACAUCAGAACCAAUACUGCCAGGAAUACUUCAGCCAAAUGUACCCUAUACCAGUGACAAACACCGAUCAAUAUUGGACACAGGAUAUGCACGAAACUAAAAUAGAAGAUUACUACAAUUACAAUUACAAUCAUAAUAUAUAUCACCAGAAUCAUGAAUAUUCUGAACUAACUCCACACGUGGAAAUACAAGGGAAGUUUCAAGAACUGGAAAGAGAAUCCCAACCGCCGGGAAUUGGUCUGAAAAUCGGGGAAAAAACAAUACAACAGCUCGAACCAGAAACGACAGCUUAUACGGACACGCUACCCAAAUAUCCAGCCAUCGCUAGAAAACAAGCAAAGCAAUGCAAACCGGAACGCAAAGAGAGGAAUAUCAAACGAAAACCAAGGAUUUUAUUCUCACAAACACAAGUACACGCGUUGGAAGUUAGAUUCAUAGCGCAGAGAUAUUUGACAGCGCCAGAGAGGGAACAGCUCGCUAAAACACUAAACCUAUCGCCUACACAAGUGAAAAUAUGGUUCCAAAACCGAAGAUACAAGAGCAAAAGAAUCAAAUCGCCAGAAGUAUCAACAUCUACAGACGCCAAACCUAUCAAAAACAUCGGCAGGAAAUUAUAUAGAACAGAAAACAGAGAUUUGAGAUGCACAUACAAGGAAAGCGAGAGUUUGGAAAGUGAAUUAACUUCUACCAUAUAUUUCGAUGAUAGCGUCACUUAUAAUAAUGAAAAAUAUUACACACAAGAAGAACUACCAGGGACCUAUCAGAAAUACAAAAACGACGGCUACAAAGAAAACGAAAUAAAAAAGUUCAAUACAAACUAUAUAUGUUGA
Molecule: messenger RNA, 1248 nt
Organism: Danaus chrysippus (African queen)
Lineage: Eukaryota; Metazoa; Arthropoda; Insecta; Lepidoptera; Nymphalidae
Source: the annotation of a GenBank genome assembly